CAUGAUAAAAAAUAAUAAUACAAGUUAUAAAUAGAAAAAAAAUAUUUUUCCGUUUUAUAAAUUUAUCAAUAGGAUUGGAAGAAAUAAUUAACAGGAGAGAGGGCCUUUGAUUUCUUCCAUACUAAGCUUGUGUCUUUAACUCACCUUGCGCUUUCUUCAUUUGGUCAUAUACCCCAAAAGGUUAUAUAAAACUCUAGUCUUGCGGAAUAGUCUUAGGUUCAACAUUUUCUACUCAAUAAUAUUCGUAUUAAUCCAAAUCAGUUGGUGGAGAGCUAAUAUCUGAAAUGUCACCAAUUCAUGCGCCCUUCAAGUUGUCAAACCCAUGUUAGAGUAAGCCAUUAGCCUCAUUACCUGAAGGAUUUUCAGUUUGACUUUUGCUUUAUAUUCCAUGGGUUGUCGUUGGAUAUUAGUCAUUCCGAAUACUGGCCUUCUUCGCAAUCGAACCGUACAUGGGUUCUCCCUCUGUAUUUCUCUUCUUCGCUCUCUUCCUCCCACCAUAUUUCGCCAUUGCUGAUGAGCCCUUCUCAGCCUGCGAGCCGUUUACCUGUGGAAACAUCACCGACCUGAGUUACCCAUUCUGGUUCGAUUCACGGCCGGAGUAUUGUGGGCAUCCAAAGUUCAAGCUGAAUUGUCAAGGGGACAAUGCUACUAUCAACAUGGCUUCCCAGGAUUUUCGUGUCAUCGAUGUAAAUUCAACCACAAGAACUCUCACAAUAGCAAGAAUGGAUUUGUGGGGCACCAAAUGUCCCAAUGAAUUCAACAACUUCACGCUGGAUUAUGCUGUGUUUAACUACACUUCCAAUGAUGUAAAUUCCACCAUGUUAUAUAACUGCGACCCUUUAGUAUAUACGCCUCCUCCUGUGAAUCUGUCAACUUCUUUGGAAUUUGAUUGCCCCGCAAAAGGUUAUCCCAUCGAAGCAUAUUUUUUGCUGAUCAGCGAGAAAUGGUUUAAUUGGAGUGCUCUGGGAUGCAGAGUUAGUAUUAUAGUGCCUGUUCUGGGGGUGGCAGUGAAGAGUUUCAUGGAGGAAGCCAUAGAUCCUGGUGAUGUGAUAGAUCAAGGUUUUGAGGUUGAAUGGGAACCGACAGAAGGAGGGCUGUGUAAUAAUUGCAAAAUUUCAGGUGGAAGAUGUGGGUACAACAUAAGUUUGGAAGAGUUUACAUGUUUCUGUCCCAAUCAAAGUAAUUAUGGGGUUUGUGUGUCUGACCUAUUAUCAGGAACACCAACACAAGCACCCUUGCUGCAACCAGAGCCUUAUCCUCAAGAACCAGCUGCACCACCACAGAAGAAAUUUUCAUUGAAAAACAAAGUCAUUGUAGGUGCUGUUACUGCUGCAUUCGUUGCGAUUGUCAUGCUCACGGGCUUCUUUUUCUAUCAACGUCGAAAGAAGACCAGUUAUGCAAAGUCAUACAUGCAAUCACAUGCCACUUCUUCUGUUUCAUCCAUGACAGUGGACCCUGAGAUUAAUGCAAGUAAAUAUUUUGGAGUCCCCGUCUUCACAUACACUGAACUUGAAGAGGCCACUAACAAUUUCGAUGAAGCCAGAGAACUUGGAGAUGGAGGUUUUGGAACUGUAUACUUCGGAAAACUUCGGGACGGUCGCUGUGUUGCGGUGAAGAGAUUGUACGAGAACAAUUACAAGAGAGUAGAGCAAUUCAUUAACGAAGUUCAGAUCCUGACACGCUUGCGCCACACAAACCUUGUGUCCCUCUAUGGCUGCACCUCUCGGCACAGUCGUGAGCUCCUCCUCGUAUAUGAGUACAUUCCCAAUGGAACAGUCGCCGAUCAUCUUCAUGGCGAUCGAGCAAAGCCAGGCUCACUGCCUUGGAAUAUCAGAAUGAACAUAGCCAUUGAAACUGCAAGUGCUUUGGCAUACCUUCAUGCCUCAGACAUCAUCCAUCGUGACGUGAAAACCAACAAUAUCCUUUUGGACAACCAUUUUGUUGUCAAAGUUGCAGACUUUGGACUCUCCCGUCUCUUCCCAGACCAUGUCACUCAUGUUUCCACAGCCCCACAAGGAACUCCAGGCUAUGUCGACCCGGAGUACCAUGAGUGUUAUAAGCUCACUGACAAAAGUGAUGUGUAUAGUUUCGGUGUAGUGCUGAUUGAGCUGAUAUCAUCUUUGCCAGCUGUGGACAUUACGCGGCAUCGACAUGAGAUCAAUCUGUCCACCAUGGCAAUCAACAAGAUCCAGAACCGGGCACUGCACGAGCUGGUGGAUCCUACGCUUGGGUUUGAGUCAGAUCAGAAGGUGAGGAAGAUGAUUAAUGCUGUGGCGGAGCUGGCGUUUCAGUGUUUGCAGAAUUUGAAGGAUAUGAGGCCUUCAAUGGAGGAAGUGCUAGAAACGCUGAGGGAUAUAGAGAGUGAUGGGAAGCAUAAGAGUAAGCCAGAGGUGAUGGAUAUUUCUGAUGAUGUUGGGUUGCUCAAGAAUGAUCUGCCUCCACCUUCAUCUGAUUCUAAUUUGGCAAGCAAGUCUACGACUUCAAAUUCUAGCAGUUGAAUGGUGAUUUUCUUUCUCUCUCAUCCCCGCAAGUUGUUCAUAAUUUAUGGCAGAAGUAGCAGCUAAUGUCUACCUAUUCCUUGUCUCAAGUUUCUUUCAUCGCUAGAGUGGAUAGCUGAGAGUGGGCAUGUAUAUAGAAAGAUAAAGCUUUCCUUGCUUAUUAUUUUCAUCUUUGAGGGAGUUAGCUUUACAUUAUUAUUUUUCAUCUUAUAUUUUAUUAGUUUUAAAUUAUUAUUAUUUUCCUAUUAUUUUAAUCUGUUUGGAAAAUAGGAGUAACAGAAUUUUCAAUGAUGAGUCUCACUCACCUCAGGAUAUGGUUAGAUC
Molecule: messenger RNA, 2822 nt
Organism: Prosopis cineraria
Lineage: Eukaryota; Viridiplantae; Streptophyta; Magnoliopsida; Fabales; Fabaceae
Product: LEAF RUST 10 DISEASE-RESISTANCE LOCUS RECEPTOR-LIKE PROTEIN KINASE-like 1.2
Exons: 4
Coding region: 450-2498 (682 amino acids)
Biological process (GO): protein phosphorylation
Molecular function (GO): polysaccharide binding; protein kinase activity; ATP binding
Source: RefSeq, a predicted model, not a curated record